Ogataea polymorpha is the source of this 2108-nucleotide messenger RNA. RefSeq lists its product as uncharacterized. Bases 1 to 798 code for a protein of 265 amino acids. The record is from RefSeq and is a predicted model, not a curated record. Lineage: Eukaryota; Fungi; Ascomycota; Pichiomycetes; Pichiales; Pichiaceae. The transcript has a single exon.
AUGAGCCAGCUGCGCAAAAAACAGUCGCUGUCCAUACUGUCCGGAUCGCAUCUGAACCAGCUGAGCGGAGCGACAAUUGUCGGCUCCGACAGACCGCUGAAAGAGAGAGUCAUCAGCGAAAGCACGGGGCUAAUCAAAUUCGCACUGCGCCAGAGCUCCGACAAACACAGCCCAGACGACGAGGCCGACAAGCAGGGUCUGCCAAUCUACAUUCCAAUCGAGGAAAACGUGAAAGAGGCCCACGAAAGGACUGAAGAGCUAAACACGCUCAUGUUCCAGCUGGCCUCGAAACAGCGCAAGGCGCUCGAAUUGAGGGACGAGCUGGAAUCGGUCGAGUCAGAGGUGAGGAAUUUGGAGCUGGCGUGCAGAAAACUGAUGGAUAUCCCCGAGGAAAGGAAGUUGGCAAAGAAACAGUCCAUCAUGAAAUUUGCUCCGCGGACCGAGAAACUCAACCAGGAGCCAUAUACACAGCUGACGAAGACGCUCAACACUUUUACCAGCAACUUAAGCAGCAACAUCAAUGCGAACGAGCUGCUGAAUAAGGGAAAGACGUUUAUCGAAAGCCUGAAUAAGGAGAACGAGAAGUGGCUUUCGGAUUUGCAGAAUAGAGCCACAAGCUUCAAGAACGAGGAACACUCGAUGCUCAAAAAGCUCAUGAGACAGAGAGCCGAAAACUCGCCGCUGAUCCCGAAGUUCAGGUCGUCUCUCAAUCUGUUUCACGCGUCCGAGCCGGACAACGAGUCUGAGUUCUCGGACGACGAACACUACGGCGGCGAAACCUCGCCAUACAUUGCAUAGUCCCAACACACACACACACACAACCUUGCACCGCGAGCAGCUUAUCGGGGCGAAAAAUAUAUUAAAAUUUUUAAUCGCGCAGAGUCAUUUAUUCCUGUAAGAAAAAAAAAACCACGGAAACCGGAAAUUACUCUUAAUGACUCUUCAUUAUCUACUUUUAUCGUUUACACUAUUUCUUUUUCACCCUCAAGCGGACUGUCUUUGGUACUCCUUGGUCAUGUCUGCGUCAGGAAUGGAGCCGCAAACAGUCUCGACCAUGAUACCCGUAACCAGGUAAGGAUCGAUGUUGGAAGCUGGUCUUCUGUCCUCAAAGUAUCCGUAGCCCUCGGCCUGGACAGAUCUUGGGAUUCUGACAGAUGCGCCUCUGUUGGCGACACCGUAAGAGAAGCUCUCCAUGGAGGCGGUCUCGUGGCGACCGGUGAGUCUGAGAUCGUUGUCGGAACCGUAAAGAGCAAUGUGCUCCUUGUGUCUCUUGGAGAGUUUCUCGAUGGCCUCCUCGAUGGCCUUCAUUCCGCCAGGCUUUCUCAUCGAGGCAGUGGAGACGUUGGUGUGGCAGCCAGCACCGUUCCAGUCUCCCUUCAGUGGCUUUGGAUGGAAUGUCACCUUGACACCAAACUCCUCAGCAACUCUGUUGAGCAGGUAUCUGGCGAUCCAGAGCUCGUCUCCCAUCUUGAUUCCCUCACAUGGUCCCACCUGGAACUCCCACUGGGAAGGCAUGACCUCGGCGUUGAUACCAGAGAUGGUGAUGCCGGCGUACAAGCACGCUCUGUAGUGCGCCUCGAUCACGUCUCUGGCGUACACUUUUCCGGUACCCACACCGCAGUAGUAUGGUCCCUGUGGAGCUGGGAAACCUCCCUUUGGCCAGCCAUAGAUAGAGCCGUCCACAGGGUCCAAGAGAGUGUACUCCUGUUCAAGGCCAAACCAGAUAUGUUCAGAAGCGUGGGCAGUCAUGAGCUUGUUGCACUCGUGUCUGUGGUUGAACUUGUUUGGGGUACCGUCGUUGUUCCAGCACUCACAAAGAACAAUGAUGUUAUCGCCCUUUCUGAAUGGGUCUGGGUAGUAGGCGACGGGUCUCAGGUACACAUCCGAGUUGUCGCCGGGAGCCUGGCCGGUGGAGGAGCCGUCAAAGUUCCACUCUGGCAGCUGGGACAAGUCUGUGAUCUUCUUGGACAGGGUUCUGCCCUUGGAUCUCGUUUCUCCGGAACUGUCGAUCCAGACGUAUUCGGCGACGAUCUUUCCACGCUGAUCCAGAUCCAAAUACUUGGACAGGAUGUUGGUGUGUUCCAAAAUCGAGAUUUCUUGAACCAUUG